AUGAUGAAUCAACUCAAGAUCAAACCAGACAUCACGAUCACGGUGUAUAGGUUCAUCUCUAUCGGCCUCAUCCUCGUCCUGGCAUAUAGUAUUCUAUGCAUCUCGAUCGUUCUUCGGGCCAAAGGGGCUGUAUGCUCAGCCACUGCGGCCGGCAUUGACUUUUCAUUGGGACUGUCCAUCCCAACAAUCCUGGUCGUCGGCUCACGAUGCUACCUGGCCAUCCGACAGAGACAGAGACAGAGACAGAAACCUGAAGCCCAAGCCCAAGCUGAAGCCCAAGCCCAAAUCGAAGCCCAAGUCGAAGCUCAGGUCCAGGCUCAGGCUCAGGCUCAGGUUCACGAUCAAACCACCACCAUUUCGCCGUCCUCUUCUGCUCCGCCCUCCACCCCACCGCAUCCACGACUCGAACGGCUUUCUGUCCACAGUGUCCGAUGUCUGAUGCUGUUGUGGAUGAUCUUGGGCUGCUGCAAUCUUCUCGUGGCGUUGCGCGCACCCAUCUGUCUCAACCAACCUUUGGAUCAGUGGCGGAAACAACAAGAAGAACAACAACAACAGGCUGGGGAUAGGGACCGGGAUCGGGAUAGCCAUACAAAUAUCUUGCAUGAUCAAAUCUGGAGAUAUGGCAUGUCGUGCCGCCUGCACAGAGGGCUUGUCGCAUUGUCGAUUUUGAUGGCGCUGUCCGUCUGUCUCCUCUCCAUCCUCGACCGCAUUGUCCGAGGCCGACUACGGCCCAAGCCGUCCUCCUGCUGGUGUUGGCGAUGUUGGCUGGAGCGCUUCACCACUGCCUGCCACUUGAAUGGCAACAAAGCGCGGUCUGGUCCUGACCAGAGUUGGAGCCGGCUGCAUCAACAACAUCACCAUCAACAACAUCGCCACUGCGGCUCCGUGCCUUCGCUUUCUUCCAGCACGCGCUCCGGGUUGGGCAGUAUCAGUGUUAUCGACAAAGACGACCACCGGCUGUUCCUGAUUCCGGAACGACGACCAGCAGGUGUGAGUGUGGGCGUGUCCAGCAGACUCGAGCAUGAACAAUGGCUGCAGCGGCGCAACAGCUUGUCUUCCCAAAAGGCCAUUUAUCCACAUAAAUACCAGCACUUGGAUCCUCGCCAGCACCAACAUCAGCAUCAGUAUCAACAUCAGUAUCUGGACCCUCGCCAGCAUCAGCAUCAACAUCAGUAUCAGUAUCUGGACCCUCGCUUGCGGUAUGGAUGGGCCAAUAUCAAUACCAACGGUACUGGUUCUGGUACUGGCAUUUAUAAUUUCAGUCCAGCCCCUCAUCUCUCCAGCCUCGCUCCCAGCAGUCGCUACUCGAACACGCUGCGUUCCGUGUCCGAGGGCGUGUCGCUAGAUCUGAACAACCGUGAGCGCGGGUUCGGGUUCGGGUUCGGGUUCGGGUUUGGCUGCAACUUCUCAUCAUUGCCGAGCUCAGGUUCAAGUUCAGGUUCGAGCUCGGAUUCGGGUUCAGGUUCAGGUUCAGGUUCAGGUUCGACUUUGUCGCAGUCAUCAACGCAAACACGACCAUCAACCCUGUCGUCCACUACUACGUCCCGGACGACCCCUAGUCGUGCAAACGCAGCCCUGACCGCGAAUGCCAAUGUGAAUGCGAACACGAAAACGAAUACUGCUGACAGCCCAACUAAGCUGGCGCAGAGGCUGGGCCUGAUUCAGGAUGGACAUGUGCCACAGCACUCGGGAGUGGGAGUGGGAGUGGGAGUGGGAAUGGAAAUGGGAUUCCCAGUCAAGCAUACCACAGCAAUAGCGACAUCAUCACUUGCUAGGAAGAGGAGUUCUGGCGAUGGCGAUGACGAUGGCGAUGGCGAUGGCUCUGGCGAUGGCCGUGACGAUAGCCCACCACUCCCAGCUGCCCCUGCACCAGCUUGGUCGCCGGCUCUUCAUCAUGCUCCGUUGAGCGCCGAUCCGACAAUCCGGGCGUUAAGUACGGGGAUUCUUGUGGGUGUGGGUGUGGGCACAGGCAAAAAUGGGAUGAACUCGACUCCGGCUUUGACUUCGACUUCGUUACACCACUCACGGUCGUCUCCUGGACUGCUUGCACAACUGGCGAGCCCCACAACCAACGACGACGACGACGACAACAACAACAAUAACAGCAGUAGUAGCAGCAGCAGCAGCAGCAAGUAG
Molecule: messenger RNA, 2136 nt
Organism: Capronia epimyces CBS 606.96
Lineage: Eukaryota; Fungi; Ascomycota; Eurotiomycetes; Chaetothyriales; Herpotrichiellaceae
Exons: 4
Coding region: 1-2136 (711 amino acids)
Source: RefSeq, a predicted model, not a curated record